AGAUUUUCUGACCCAUUAAAUUCCAAUCCACAACCCAAACCUGGCCCGAUACAACCCAUUUCCAAUUUACCACCCCCGUUUCACUUGCUCCCUCACUCACACCGUCUUGUACCGCCUUCUCAUCCUUUCGUUGCCGCCGUCAGAGGUUGUCCCUCUCAGCCUCUCUCCAGCGGCUCUUCCUCUUUCAAAUUCUACUCAGCGCAAAAAGGACAAGGGCACUCGGUUUGGCAUACAAGGACAAGAGGGCUUGCUUUUGCUGAAAAUAUUCAAACAAAGUCGAAAGGAUAUUUUCAGUAUACUCUCACGUCACGAUUGAGUGUUUUUUUCACAUUCCAAACUGCCCCCGCUCCGCACUCAUAGUGAAAGUGAAACACAACUGCCUAACUGAGCAAAAUGUGGAAGCGAGUGGUACAAGCACCUUCAGCUCAGGUCCGAACCCUAGCCUCACAGAGAUCCUCAUGUCUCGAACACAGCUUUCGACUCCUCAUCUUAUCACCAUCUUCCUCUUCAAUGAUGCUGUUUCAGCGAUCUUCUCUUUCCUCCACCCACGCCACCUUUACUUCCUGUUCCAGUGCGUCUGCAUUUAUGGGUCAUGAGCACGAGGAAUUUGAGGCUGAGCAUCAGAGUAGGAUCAAUACAUCCAAGCAAAGUGGAACUGAUACUGGGUAUUAUAGUCAAAAUAGUGGGCAGUUGCAACAGAAACUAAAUGGGGCAUGCACUGAUGGUUCAUGGGAUCCCCAGCAGAGCUCAAAUCAGUAUAGUCAAAGUAACAAUAGGCCUUUCUGGAGAAGCACAGGCAACGAAUUUCUGAAUGACCCAGUUCAACAAAAUGGUAAUUUUAGAGGGUAUUACGGUCAUGAAAAUAGAGGGUUGCAAAAAACCCCAAACUUGCAUGGGAAAGAUUUAGGAAAUGGAAAUAUACAGAAUUCAUAUGUGCCUGGGAAGGAGCCUUCCAUAGAAGUCAGACAGAACCUUGAUUGUUAUAAAUCACAAGGAAAUCCGGGGUCUCAGGGAAACCCAAAUCAGAAUUUUAUGCAAAGUUAUGCACAGCAUCAGCAAAAUACCAAUGGUUAUUCUGAAUUGCAUCAGCCGAACCCUAGUUAUGGACAACGUCAACAGAAUUCUAGUUAUGGAUAUGAACAGUAUCAGCAACAACCUAGUUAUAGGCAAUACCAGCAAAACCCUAGUCAUGGGCAAUACCAGCAAAGCCCCCAUGCUGGACAAUAUCCGACAAAUUCAGAUGCUUUUCAAAAUAUGAUAGCGGAUUCUCACGCAGGAAGUGAGUCAAAACCUGAAGGACAAUUGAUUGAGGCUUCGGAAAAUAGCCCAUCUAGUUCCAGUCUUGAAGAGUUGGAUCGUUUUUGCAAGGAGGGGAAAGUUCAGGAGGCUGUGGAUAUCUUGGGACUGCUAGAGAAGCAGCAUGUUCAUGUGGAUUUGCUUCUCUAUUUACGGUUAAUGCAGGCAUGUGGUGAGGCUAAGGCUUUAGAAGAAGCAAAAGUUGUUCAUGACAACAUUACAAGAUUAUUGCCUACUUUGAAUGUGAGUACGUACAACAAAAUCUUGGAGAUGUAUUCUAAAUGUGGUUCUAUGGACAACGCAUUUUUGGUUUUCAACAAGAUGCCAAAUCGGAAUUUGACAUCGUGGGACAUUAUGAUAACAUGGUUUGCUAAGAAUGGUCUUGGGGAAGAUGCCAUUGAUCUAUUUACCCAAUUCAAGAAAGCAGGCUUGAAACCUGAUGGCCAAUUGUUCAUUGGGGUUUUAUACGCUUGUAGUGUCGUGGGAGAUAUUAACGAGGGAUUGCUGCAUUUUGAAUCGAUGAGCAAAGAUUAUGCUAUUGUCCCAAGUAUGGAUCAUUAUGUGAGUGUAAUAGAUAUGUUAGGAAGUACGGGCCAUCUGGAUGAAGCUUUGGAAUUCAUUGAAAAGAUGCCAUUGGAACCUAAUGUUGAUGUUUGGAAGACCCUGAUGAAUCACUGUAGAGUUCAUGGGCAGUUGGAGCUUGGGGACCGGUGUGCGGAGCUUAUUGAGCAGCUAGAUCCCUCCUGCUUGGAUGAGCAAUCAAAGGCUGGCCUUAUUCCCGUCAAAGAAUCUGACCUGGUAAAGGAGAAAGAGAAGAAAAAAAUAGCAGCACAAAAUCUUUUAGAAGUGAGGAGCCGAGUCCAUGAAUAUCGAGCAGGUGAUAAAUCGCAUCCUGAGAACGAUGAGAUUUAUGCUCAACUUAGGGGUUUAAGGGAACAGAUGAAGGAGGCAGGCUACAUUCCGGAGACUAGAUUUGUGUUACAUGACAUAGAUCAGGAAGGCAAGGAAGAUGCUCUGCUUGCCCAUAGUGAGAGACUUGCUCUUGCUCAUGGCCUCAUCAGCAGCUCAGCUCGUUCAACUAUUAGGGUUAUCAAGAAUCUUCGUGUUUGUGGCGAUUGCCAUAACGCACUGAAGAUCAUUUCGAAAAUUGUAGGUAGAGAACUCAUCAUGCGAGAUGCUAAGAGGUUCCACCAUUUCAAAGACGGAUUGUGUUCUUGCCGAGAUUAUUGGUGAACAUAUGAAACUUGAUUUAUUCUUUUAUCUCAGGUAUUAUUACAAACUUUGUUUUGAGUA
Molecule: messenger RNA, 2589 nt
Organism: Pyrus x bretschneideri (Chinese white pear)
Lineage: Eukaryota; Viridiplantae; Streptophyta; Magnoliopsida; Rosales; Rosaceae
Product: pentatricopeptide repeat-containing protein At4g32450, mitochondrial
Exons: 4
Coding region: 394-2529 (711 amino acids)
Biological process (GO): RNA modification
Molecular function (GO): protein binding; RNA binding; zinc ion binding
Source: RefSeq, a predicted model, not a curated record